AUGUGGUCCAAUGACACUGCAGCCCCUUUCCUGCUGACUGGCUUCCUGGGCUCAGAGGGCACUCACCACUGGAUCGCCAUUCCCUUCUUUGCCAUCUAUCUGUCCAUUCUAUCUGGAAAUGGAACACUUCUCAUCCUCAUAUUGAAGGACCGCAUCCUUCAUGACCCCAUGUACUACUUCCUGGCUAUGCUGGCAGGGACAGACCUUGGGGUAACACUAACUACAAUGCCCACAGUCCUGGGUGUCCUGUUGCUGGACCAGAGGGAGAUCACCCAGGGAGCCUGCUUCACUCAGUCCUAUUUCAUUCACACACUGGCCAUUGUGGAAUCUGGUAUCUUGCUUGCCAUGGCCUAUGACCGAUUUAUUGCCAUUCGCUCCCCUCUCAGGUACAACUCCAUUCUCACCAAUUCCCAAGUGAUGAAGGUAGGACUAGGGGUACUGUUGAGGGGCUUUUUGUCCAUUGUGCCCCCAAUCCUGCCACUCUAUUGGUUCCCAUACUGUCGGUCCCACGUUCUUUCCCACGCCUUUUGCCUCCACCAAGAUGUCAUGAAACUUGCCUGUGCUGAUAUUACAUUUAAUCGCUUAUACCCAGUUAUUCUGGUUGCUUUGACUUUCUUCCUUGAUGCUCUGAUCAUUGUCUUUUCUUAUAUCUUAAUCCUUAAGACAGUUAUGGGCAUUGCCUCUGGAGAGGAGCAAGCUAAAGCUCUCAACACUUGUGUUUCCCAUAUUAGCUGUGUCCUGGUGUUUUACAUCACUGUGCUUGGCCUAACUUUCAUGCAUAGGUUUGGGAAACACACCCCACAUGUGGUUCAUAUUACAAUGAGCUAUGUUUAUUUUCUAUUUCCUCCAUUCAUGAACCCCAUUAUAUACAGUAUCAAGACCAAGCAGAUUCGAAAAAGCCUCAUUCUCCUAUUUUCUGGGAACAGUAGUAUUUGA
This is a messenger RNA of Otolemur garnettii (small-eared galago), 936 nucleotides long. Its product is annotated as olfactory receptor 51B4-like. Gene Ontology annotation, biological process: G protein-coupled receptor signaling pathway. Gene Ontology annotation, molecular function: G protein-coupled receptor activity; olfactory receptor activity. NCBI's taxonomy places the organism in Eukaryota, Metazoa, Chordata, Mammalia, Primates, Galagidae. Bases 1 to 936 code for a protein of 311 amino acids. The transcript has a single exon. The record is from RefSeq and is a predicted model, not a curated record. Gene Ontology annotation, cellular component: membrane.